This is a messenger RNA of Drosophila innubila, 669 nucleotides long. Its product is annotated as protein brother. The record is from RefSeq and is a predicted model, not a curated record. Gene Ontology annotation, cellular component: core-binding factor complex; nucleus. Gene Ontology annotation, molecular function: sequence-specific DNA binding; transcription coactivator activity. NCBI's taxonomy places the organism in Eukaryota, Metazoa, Arthropoda, Insecta, Diptera, Drosophilidae. The coding region runs from base 1 to 669 and encodes 222 amino acids. Gene Ontology annotation, biological process: regulation of transcription by RNA polymerase II. The transcript has a single exon.
AUGCAUCAUCAUCAAAAUCUUGGAGAUGCGGCUGCCUUGGCAGGCAUGAUGCCGCCCUACGAAACGAUGGCAAUGUAUGAGCCACCAAAACCACGAUUCAUCUUUAAAAUGCCACGUGUUGUGCCGGAUCAAAAGUCCAAGUUCGAGACGGAUGAACUCUUCCGACGCCUGAGCCGGGAGAGCGAGGUGCGCUACACCGGCUACAGAGAACGGGCUAUAGAUGAGAGACGCAGAAUUUUUAUCACAGAUUGUCGCAAAGGUUAUGCGGAACUCUCGUUUGUUGCCUCGGGCACCAAUCUGCAUCUGUACUUCAAUGCCAAUCGUAAUCCCUAUGCCCAGGAGCAGGAGUGUGACUUUGAGAAGGAGCGCAGCAAAGUUCAUUUGCGCUCCAGCUUCAUUUUGAAUGGCGUCUGUGUGCGUUUCCGUGGUUGGGUGGAUUUGGAGCGCUUGGAUGGCGUCGCCUGCUUGGAGUACGAUGAGGGACGUGCCCAGUUGGAGGAUGCCCAGUUGUGCGAACAAAUUGAGAGCCAUAAUCAACGCAUGGCCGAAUCGAAACGCAUCUAUGCGCAUACGCCUCCACAGGAUGCAGUGCGUCGAACUGGACCAGCACAUGGACCAGGAAUGGGAAUGGGAACGGGUUCAGCUGCGGGACCGCCAAUGGGCUGGUGA